This is a messenger RNA of Drosophila subpulchrella, 428 nucleotides long. RefSeq names its product cuticle protein 38-like. NCBI's taxonomy places the organism in Eukaryota, Metazoa, Arthropoda, Insecta, Diptera, Drosophilidae. The transcript has 2 exons. The record is from RefSeq and is a predicted model, not a curated record. Bases 54 to 428 code for a protein of 124 amino acids.
CAUCAAACAGUUUCUAGCCUUCCGAAGAAGCAAAUCAAAGAAAUAAAGCCACCAUGUUCAAAUACGCUGUUGUCAUCCUUGCCAUCGUCGCCUGCGUUGCUGCCAAGCCCGGACUCCUGGGUGCUCCUCUGGCCUACACUGCUCCCCUGGCCUACUCUGCUCCCCUGGCCUACUCUGCUCCCGCUGCAGUGGUCGCGGCUCCUGCUCCAGUCGUGACCGCCACCAGUAGCCAGGUGAUCGCCAGGAACUACAAUGGAAUCGCCGCUGCUCCAGUGAUUGCUCCCGUGGCUGCUCCAGUGGUCGCCAAGUACGCAGCUGCUCCUCUGGCUGCUCCUUUGGCCUAUUCCUCCCCUUUGGCUUACUCCUCCCCCUUGGCUUACUCCGCCCCCCUUAGCUACGCCGCUGCUCACGCACCUCUGUAUAUCUAA